This is a messenger RNA of Microthlaspi erraticum, 2379 nucleotides long. Lineage: Eukaryota; Viridiplantae; Streptophyta; Magnoliopsida; Brassicales; Brassicaceae. The record is from the annotation of a GenBank genome assembly.
AUGGCGAGAGGUGUAGCUGGAGUUUUGCGUAGAGCGUAUACUUCGAGAGUUAGGUUUCUGUUAUCGACCCGAAAUUUACAUUCUUUUGGAGAAACUGGUUGUAGAUCGCUAGCUAAUCCCCAAUUUGAUGAGCCCACCACGAGCCGGUUUGCUUCAGAUAAUCCGAUUCGAGCUCAGCGUCAAUGGAACGAUUACAGAUUUGGGGGUUUUGGGUUUGGUAAAGUUAGGAGCUUUUCGUCAACGGUGGAUACUAAUGGCGAAAACGAUGAGAAAGCUGAAUCUGAUUGUGAAGAAGGUCUUGGCUCUGAGAGUGAGGAUUAUGAUGAGGAAAGUAUGGUUAAUGAGCUUGGUGAAGUAGAUGAAAGCUUGAUAAAUGAUUCAGCGGUUUCUGAGAUUGGUGAGAAUGUUACAGAGAGUAGUGAAGCUGCUCGUGCUUUAAACGCGAGGUAUCAAGAUCCUGUGGAGCUAUACAGAGAGCUUAGGCAAAGUGAAGUGCGUGCUAAGCUUCAGAGUAGUGAAUUGGAUACGUUAAGUGAGAUUUUCAGUUACUUUGCACAAUCAAGUUGGGGAGCUAAUCAGGCUCUUGCUAUCUAUAUCGGGAGAUCGUUUUUUCCAACUGCUGUUAGCAAGUUCCGAGACUUCUUUGUAUCGAAAUGUAAGAUUGAGGUUGUUCAAGAUCUUGUUCGCGUUGGAGCUACGGAUGAAGCUGUCAAGUUCUUGUUCCCUGUGUUUGUCGAGUUCUGUAUUGAAGAGUUUACAGAUGAGAUCAAACGUUUCAAGAGCGUUGUUGAUUCUGCAGACCUCACGAAACCUGCGACUUGGUUCCCAUUUGCUCGAGCGAUGAAGCGGAAGAUCGUUUACCAUUGUGGACCGACGAACAGUGGCAAGACUUACAAUGCUUUGCAGAGGUUUAUGGAAGCUAAGAACGGUUUGUAUUGCAGUCCGCUUAGGUUGUUAGCUAUGGAGGUUUUUGAUAAAGUUAAUGCUUUAGGGAUUUACUGUAGUCUCUUGACUGGUCAAGAGAAGAAGCAUGUUCCUUUUGCAAACCAUGUUUCUUGCACUGUUGAAAUGGUGUCUACGGAUGAGUUGUAUGAAGUUGCUGUGGUUGAUGAGAUACAAAUGAUGGCUGAUCCUAGUAGAGGUCACGCUUGGACCAAAGCUUUGCUUGGAUUGAAAGCAGACGAGGUUCAUUUAUGCGGAGAUCCGAGUGUUUUGGAGAUUGUGCGUAAGAUGUGUGCUGAUAUAGGAGAUGAGUUGGUUGAAGAGCAUUACGAGAGGUUUAAGCCUUUGGUUGUGGAAGGUAAGACUUUGUUAGGAGAUCUUAAGAAUGUUAAGUCUGGUGAUUGUGUUGUUGCCUUCUCAAGAAGAGAGAUCUUUGAAGUUAAGAUGGCUAUUGAGAAGCACACGAAGCAUCGCUGCUGUGUUAUCUACGGUGCGUUGCCUCCUGAGACGAGGAGGCAUCAAGCGAAUCUGUUUAACGAGGAAGGAAACGAGUAUGAUGUGUUGGUUGCAAGCGAUGCUGUUGGAAUGGGGUUGAAUCUCAACAUAAGACGUGUUGUGUUCUACAGUUUGAACAAGUAUAAUGGUGACAAGAACGUUCCUGUACCGGCUUCACAGGUGAAACAGAUCGCUGGAAGAGCUGGAAGGAGAGGAAGUCGUUAUCCAGAUGGACUCGCAACGACGCUGCACUUGGAAGAUCUCACCUAUCUGAUUGAGUGUUUGCAGCAACCGUUUGAUGAAGUUAAGAAAGUUGGGCUCUUCCCUUUCUUUGAACAGCUUGAGCUUUUCGCUGCUAAAGUUCCUGACAUGGCGUUUUCGAAGCUCUUGGAUCAUUUUGGGAAGCAUUGUAGACUUGAUGGUUCUUACUUCUUGUGCCGUCAUGAUCAUGUCAAGAAAGUGGCAAACAUGUUGGAGAAAGUUGAAGGAUUGUCACUAGAAGACCGGUUUAACUUCUGUUUUGCGCCGGUUAAUGUCAGGAAUCCGAAGGCGAUGUAUCAUCUGUAUCGGUUUGCUUCGACUUAUAGCCAAGAUAUGCCGGUUAAUGUGGCCAUGGGGAUGCCAAAGAGCUCUGCUAGGAACGAUACAGAGCUGUUGGAUUUGGAGAGCAGACAUCAGGUUUUGUCUAUGUAUCUUUGGCUGUCUAACCAAUUUGAAGAGAAGAAUUUUCCGUUUGUGGAGAAGGUUGAAGCAAUGGCGACGAAUAUUGCAGAGUUGUUGGGUGAGUCUUUGACUAAAGCUAAUUGGAAGAUGGAGACUAAGGAAGAGAUAUUGAAGGGUCAGAAGAAGGAAGAUAGAGGAUAUGACAGACCAACUUCAAUAAUCAAGAGGAAAGCAGAAAAUUUUGGUGUGAAGGAGAGUCCUAAGAAAGUAGUUUCAUAG